CAUCAGUGUGAAGACUUGUUAUCUGAAUGUCAAAAAUCUCGUGUUCCAUACAGCACGCAAUAUUUCUAGUGUGAGCAGCCGGUUCAUUACAACUAGACACAACAAAGAAAAAACUGAACUCCUAUUCGAAUAUUCAAGAAAAAUUCGUGUAUCAAAAUGGCUCAAAGUAAAUUGAACGAUUUGGCUGGUAAAUUUGGAAAGGGCGGACCACCUGGAUUAGGAAUUGGAUUAAAAUUGUUGGGUGUUGCUGGUGCCUUGGUCUAUGGUGCUACUCAAUCAGUGUAUACCGUCGAGGGUGGUCAUCGUGCAAUCAUCUUUAAUCGUAUUGGUGGUGUACAAAAUGAUAUUUACCCCGAAGGAUUACAUUUCCGCAUUCCAUGGUUCCAAUAUCCCAUCAUUUAUGACAUUCGUUCACGACCACGAAAAAUCUCAUCGCCAAGCGGUUCCAAAGAUUUACAAAUGGUAAACAUUUCAUUGCGUGUUCUAUCGCGACCGGACGCAAUAAAUUUACCAACCAUGUACCGUCAAUUGGGUUUGGACUAUGAUGAAAAAGUAUUACCAUCGAUUUGUAAUGAAGUACUGAAAAGUGUUGUAGCCAAAUUUAAUGCAUCACAAUUGAUUACACAACGUCAACAAGUUUCGUUGUUGAUUCGCCGUGAGCUUGUUGAACGGGCACGUGAUUUCAAUAUUAUUUUGGACGAUGUAUCAUUGACUGAGCUCAGUUUUGGCAAAGAAUAUACAGCUGCUGUUGAAGCCAAACAAGUGGCACAACAAGAAGCACAACGUGCUGCCUUCUAUGUUGAACGUGCCAUCCAAGAGAAACAACAGAAAAUCGUACAGGCUGAGGGAGAAGCUGAAGCAGCCAAAAUGUUAGGUUUAGCUGUGGCCCGUAAUCCAGGUUACUUGAAAUUGAGAAAAAUUCGGGCUGCCCAAAGCAUUGCACGCACGAUGGCCAACUCACAAAACAAAGUGUAUUUGUCAGCUAAUAGUUUAAUGUUGAACAUCCAAGAUGCAACCUUUGACGAUAUGACGACAAAAGUACAAAACGAUAAUCAACAAUGGUUUGUAUUUGAUAAAGCCGCACAAACAAGGACACUCACAUCAGAACAAUCUUCUACAAAUACUAUUGGAAACAUAGCUGGUGAUGCUGCAACUAACUUCAUCCAACAAUAGAACAAUGAAAUCAAUCCAACUGCAUUUGGGGGAUGUAUAGUCGAAUGUUCGCACAUGUGAUAGUCGAAA
This is a messenger RNA of Contarinia nasturtii (swede midge), 1242 nucleotides long. It is a transcript of the gene Phb2, whose product is annotated as prohibitin-2. Gene Ontology annotation, cellular component: mitochondrion; membrane. The record is from RefSeq and is a predicted model, not a curated record. Gene Ontology annotation, biological process: mitochondrion organization. NCBI's taxonomy places the organism in Eukaryota, Metazoa, Arthropoda, Insecta, Diptera, Cecidomyiidae. The transcript is spliced from 7 exons. Bases 157 to 1173 code for a protein of 338 amino acids.